Messenger RNA from Struthio camelus australis, 759 nucleotides. Lineage: Eukaryota; Metazoa; Chordata; Aves; Struthioniformes; Struthionidae. The record is from RefSeq and is a predicted model, not a curated record.
CCCUGGGGCUUUCCUGCUCGUGAGUUCCUGCGCAAGAAGCUCAUCGGGAAGGAGGUCUGCUUCACGGUGGAGUACAAGACCCCGCAAGGCCGGGAGUACGGGAUGGUGUACCUGGGCAAAGACACAAGCGGCGAGAACAUCGCUGAGUCUCUCGUGGCAGAAGGACUGGCCUCCCGCAGGGAAGGAAUCCGAGCCAAUAAUCCUGAGCAGAACAGACUGGCAGAGCUAGAGGAGCAGGCCAAGAUUGCAAAGAAAGGGAUGUGGAGUGAAGGGACGGGCUCUCACACGAUCCGGGAUCUCAAAUACACGAUUGAAAAUCCCCGCCACUUUGUGGACUCCAUGCACCAGAAGCCGGUCAAUGCCAUCAUAGAGCACGUCCGGGACGGCAGCGUGGUGAGAGCCCUCCUUCUUCCUGACUACUACCUGGUCACUGUCAUGCUCUCGGGGAUCAAGUGCCCCACGUUCAAGCGGGAGGCGGACGCCCCAGAAGUCCCCGAGCCGUUUGCGGCGGAAGCGAAGUUCUUCACGGAGUCGCGGCGGCUGGCGAAGGGCGGGGCGAAUAACGGCAACAUCACCGAGCUGUUGCUGAAGGAAGGCUUCGCCCGCUGCGUGGACUGGUCCAUCGCUGUGUACACCCGCGGGGCUGACAAGCUGCGCGCUGCCGAGAGGUACGCCAAGGAGCGCAAGCUGAGAAUCUGGAGGGACUACGUGGCUCCCACAGCGAACCUGGAUCAGAAGGACAAGCAGUUUGUAGCCAAG